AUGGUUAAAAAUAAACAAGCUUCAAUAGAUGGAGGCAGCAAGCGUAAAAGGCCAGAAAAAUACCCUAAACAGACUUGUGCUAACGGUGAAAAUGACACAGAACAUGAAACUCCAAGAAAAAGAGCUGCACUUGAGAAAGAAGAGGACCUUCUCACUCCAAAUAUUCCUCAAUUUGUGAAAUGUUUGAAAUGCUACAAUGUGAAAAAGUCUUGUUUCUUGUAUGUUCCAAGAUACUUCUGUAAACAACUUUCGACAUCAGAAAAUAAGACAACAGCAGUCCUCCGUAAUUCAGAAGGAAAAGGGUGGAAAGUGAAUUGUAUAACACAAAAAGGAUAUCAUGCUUUCUGUGGAGGAUGGAAACAGUUUGUGAGUGAUAACAAGCUUAAGGAAGGACAGGUCUGUGUUUUUCAGCUUGUCAAUGCAAAUGAACUAAAGGUUUCUGUUUUCAACGAUCCUUCGGAAUCUCUGCUGCACAAAGAUGAUAAAUCUUAG
This is a messenger RNA of Solanum stenotomum, 492 nucleotides long. Its product is annotated as B3 domain-containing protein REM19-like. The record is from RefSeq and is a predicted model, not a curated record. Lineage: Eukaryota; Viridiplantae; Streptophyta; Magnoliopsida; Solanales; Solanaceae. The transcript is spliced from 3 exons. The coding region runs from base 1 to 492 and encodes 163 amino acids. Gene Ontology annotation, molecular function: DNA binding.